Messenger RNA from Histoplasma capsulatum G186AR, 888 nucleotides. RefSeq lists its product as uncharacterized. The record is from RefSeq and is a predicted model, not a curated record. Bases 1 to 888 code for a protein of 295 amino acids. NCBI's taxonomy places the organism in Eukaryota, Fungi, Ascomycota, Eurotiomycetes, Onygenales, Ajellomycetaceae. The transcript is spliced from 3 exons.
AUGCCGCGAGAUCGAGCUGCAUACCGAAACGUCCGUUUUUAUGACGCGUCAACAGCCACCUGUGUUGGGGGAUUUUACCAGAAUGGCUCUAUCACUGAAGAAAAUCUCAUCUGGAUUUUGAGUGAGGUGCUUUUGAUCACGGACGGUGAACACCCUUGGACUAUUCAGCACAGGCCCUCAGGCCGAACUAUCACACCUUCAAGCAACCCAGUCGUGCUUGGAAAUUAUGAUAUCUACUCUACAGGACCUUUUCAAGUAACCGAUGAACCGUGGUUUGCUCGACUCACCAGCCACUCUAUCUCUGGUCGAGAAGAUCAAUUUCGGUAUGAAGUCCGUGCCAGAGAUGGGAAAUGUGUCAUAUCUGGACAAGUCAACCCUUCGGCUCAGUGGGAUGACUGGGCAGGGCUUGAGGCUGCACAUGUGUUCCCAGUGGCAAAGGAGAGUCUUUGGAUUGCAUUAAACUAUGGACGCUGGAUAACAAACAUCGAUGAUGCUGAGGGACAGUCCAAAAUUCAUUCUGUUCAGAAUGGAUUACUGAUGAUGGGGAACCUGCACACUCGCUUUGACCAGUAUCUAUUCUCCAUAAACCCAGAUGAUGGUUACAAGAUUGUUGAGUUUGGCGCUGGCAGCUGGGGAAUUGAUGGAAGAAUAUUGGACCCUGUUUGCCGUGAUCCAAACACCAAUAAUCGUGUCUCAGAUGAGCUGCUUCGAUGGCACUUCCGACAGUCUGUGCUUGCCAAUAUGCGAGGCGCAGGCGAGCCUAUCUUUGAGUCUGACUUCCCUCCAGGAUCAGAUAUGAUGGCAACACUGCGUGAUGAAGCGUACGGCAAAGAACGAUUUGAGAUGAUACUUGAGUCAAAACUACAAUCUGAGAUUACAAACAAAUAG